This is a messenger RNA of Bicyclus anynana (squinting bush brown), 987 nucleotides long. RefSeq lists its product as uncharacterized. The transcript is spliced from 4 exons. NCBI's taxonomy places the organism in Eukaryota, Metazoa, Arthropoda, Insecta, Lepidoptera, Nymphalidae. Bases 144 to 899 code for a protein of 251 amino acids. The record is from RefSeq and is a predicted model, not a curated record.
ACCCGGGUUUUAUGAAACGAUCGAAUUACACAGGUCUAGUUUUCUCCUCGGUUUUUACUUUUUACUUUGAGUCGAGAUCCUGAAUAAUCUACUGGCCUCCUUGCUACCAGUGACUGUUUCUGUGAGAAACUCAACGUAUUAUCAUGUCUCAAGUGAGAAAGUGUUGUGUUGUUGCUUGCAAUGCUACCAGCGAGACUCAUCGUCUUUUUUACUUGCCAAAGAACGAUAAAUUACGAGAAUUGUGGUUGACUUUCUUGAUUCCUGUGAAUGUAAAGCUCAGUGGUUUGUCGAAGGCACAAUUAGUGACUAAACAAGUAUGCCAAAAGCACUUCGACAGACAUCAGUUUGACAAUCAGGGCAACCGGCUUGCGCAUGGUUAUCCAUGCUUGUUUACUGAAGAUGAAAUACUUCACGGAGUUCCUUUGAGCACAUUAGCUGAACAUGACUUGAGGGAUCAUAAUUAUGCUUUACAACCAACCAACUUGGAAGAUACAACCGUUUUCACUGAAAGUACCAUUGUUAUUGCUAAAGACUCCAUGAAAGAUCAUGACUAUGCUUUGAGUUAUCAAAUCGAAGGGUCUGUCGACCUUGCAGAAGGGACAUCAACUAAUGUGAAAACUGACGGUAAAUGUAAUCCUACUGUAUCAGAAAUGCAAACACAUGAAACAUUGGAAAUUCUUGACAACCAGCCUGUAUCAAUAUUAGGAACUGUAUCAACAGGUAAUAUAUAUUUUACUGGAUAUAAUAUUAUAUUUGUUUCAAAAAUAGAUAGUUACAUUAUCAGGAAAUAUCAUGAUAGAAGGUCACACAGCACAGUGGGUAGUGACCCUGCUUCCUGCGUCCAAGGUUUAAUUUCCAUAACUGAGAAAUAUUUUUGUGAUGAGCAUAGGUAUAUUUAGUGUCUGGGUGAAUUUAUGUACUUAGUAUAUUAUAACUUUAAGAUAAAAUCAGCUAUUUUAGUACCCAUAAUGCAGGUUAUAUAGUAUA